AUGCCGAGAGGAAAAGGAAAAAGGGUACUGCCAAACCGUGCUGCACGCAGGCAGGAAAAUCAGGUACAACUACCUGUCAACAGAAGGCGUCGCGCAAGAAGAGCUGAUUUCAUUGGACAAAAUGAAGCCAAUCCACAGUUGCCAAUAAUGCCACCACAACAGCCAUUAUUGCCUCCACAACGGCCAAUUUUGCCUCCACAACAGCCAAUUUUGCCUCCACAACAGCAAUUAAUGCCUCCACAACAGCCACUUAUGCCACAAUACUUGCCUCAACAGCCAAUUCUACCACCACAACAGAUUGGAGCUUCAAUCAUCACUCAACAGCCCACUGAACAACAAGUACAAGGUCAGGGAGGUGUACAACUAGGGCAGUCAGCAGCUCGAAAUACUGUAGAAAAUGGUGAGAAUUUAGUUAUACCUACUAGUAAUGAUGAUGAUGUGUUUUUACCACAAAAAAAUAUAAAUCAAAUUUGGAAUUUAGAAUAUGUUGAUUUGGCCCAAUUACUGUACAAAAAUUUUGAUUCAAAUAAUGAUCAACCGAAAAAAAAGUGCAAGGUUUUAAUGAAGAUGGGGACAUUUUAA
Mytilus trossulus (common blue mussel) is the source of this 582-nucleotide messenger RNA. RefSeq lists its product as uncharacterized. The record is from RefSeq and is a predicted model, not a curated record. Lineage: Eukaryota; Metazoa; Mollusca; Bivalvia; Mytilida; Mytilidae. Bases 1 to 582 code for a protein of 193 amino acids. The transcript has a single exon.